Gloeophyllum trabeum ATCC 11539 is the source of this 544-nucleotide messenger RNA. RefSeq lists its product as uncharacterized. Lineage: Eukaryota; Fungi; Basidiomycota; Agaricomycetes; Gloeophyllales; Gloeophyllaceae. The record is from RefSeq and is a predicted model, not a curated record. The coding region runs from base 141 to 377 and encodes 78 amino acids. The transcript has 3 exons.
GGGCAUCAGGAAGACCAUGACGUCACCGCGACCACCUCUAUGAAAUUGAUCGCUUGGGUGUGCAUAUAUAGACCCCCUCUCUCUAUCGCCUCAUAAAUCGAACUACCGUUUCUUUACCCUUUACACGGACCACACACAACAUGAGCCAAAGCCCGAAGAGCCGCCCCAUGGCCGCGAUCACCAUGGCCGUCACGACUGCUGCGAUUUUCGGACUCUACUUUGCUGGGAAGCGGAGCAAGUCAGAAGAGCAGGGUCAAUCUAUCUACCACGAAUCGCAGCCUGCGAGUGCGCAGGGCGCGGGUCAGCUGGGUGGGGACAGCAAGUCGGGGUCGUCGGGCGUGCGGGAGGCUAUGCAUAGCGGGUCGAAGCAGUCGUAAUAAUUCCCGAGGAGGAAGAAGAGUAAUGAAGUCAGGAGUUUGAAACGUCAUAGAGCGCGCUGCUCGAGGACAGUUUACUACUGUAUUAUAUUGUGAUACCGACGUGUCCUAAUUCCACCCCCACUGUAUGAGUUAUAUGAUGCCCUAACUGUUGUCUGAGAGUGGAU